CCAGCUCCAUUAUUUUCCUGCUACUCGUGCGACACGGAACUAGUUUUAGAAAAUACAAAAAAAUUAUACGUGCAUACAAAAUUUCAAGUGAAAGAAAACCAACCUUUUUAAGGAGCUAAGGAGAAUUUCAAGAUGAGCAGCAAGAAGUCUAAAGAUCCGAGUCCUGCGACCUUGGAAGAUUUGGUCAACCAGGUGAUCGAGAAGUCGAAGCAGCUGAGCAUGUCGAUGAAGGAGCAGCGCAAGUUAGUCCAGGAGUAUAUGAAUGCCAAAAUCUAUGGCAGCGAGGAAAGCUAUGGAGAAUGUGUAUGUGAUUUCAGCACCGAUUCAGAUACUGACUCUGACUCAGAUUCAGAUUCUGUUUCGGAUAGCGAUUCCGAGGAGGAUUCAAUUACGGAUUCUGAUGAGCAAACAGAGGAGAGCAGCGACGAUUCGGAAUCGGAGCUCAGUGAAGUCGAGGAGGCUUCCUCUCCAGGAGAUGCCCAAGGGAGUGCCACCAAGAAUUCGAAAGAACCCAUCUCCAAAGACGAGCCAGAACCAUCGCGGCUCGUGGCUUUUGUGCCUCCUCCCCAAUCCCCUGGGCAACCUGCUCCCCGCAUCCAGCGGCGACUGACCAUGGCUGGUGGCAUGGUAGCUGCUCCAGUGCCUCCAAGAUCGGGAAGAGCCAAGUAGAUGCGGGAACUUUCUCCUAAAGAUUUAGUAUUUGCAUUUUAAACUUUUUGUAGUACUUUAUAACUAAAAA
Molecule: messenger RNA, 739 nt
Organism: Drosophila yakuba
Lineage: Eukaryota; Metazoa; Arthropoda; Insecta; Diptera; Drosophilidae
Product: serine-aspartate repeat-containing protein C
Exons: 1
Coding region: 133-669 (178 amino acids)
Source: RefSeq, a predicted model, not a curated record